UCAGUUAUCAAUACAUAUAUCCUUCAUCUUUUUACUGAAAUCCGAAUCGAAAUGAAGAAACUAAGACAUUUAUUACUAAAUAUGUAUUCUUUGAUAGAUCAGUUGAGUUUUAUCUUAACAAUUUUUAAAGCAUAUAGCAUUGCGCUCCAUGUAGUAUUGCGCAUAUAGUAUUCACAAAAAAAGGUAUUACUCGAUAUAGCCAUGACGCUCUAAUUUUUCGUGGAAAUAAAAUUUAUGCUACACAGUAAUUGUAGUAAAAUGAGAAAACGCAAUGCACACAUCGAAAGCAGUAAAAACUUAGUUCCAGUAGAAAAUAUGAUAAUUUCAUGUGUUCGUAGAAUUCUCCUCUUCUGCGUUACUUUUAGUCUCUGUCAAUUUUUAUUCAAUUUAUCGUGAAAUUGAAUUAAUGAGUAAAUUCAAAUUGAUAAAUAUAUCAUAUAAUCGAUAUUUUUCCAUUAAACGCGUAGUCAAAUAUAUAAGAGUGUUAUUGGGCGAAACUAAACGUUGCCCAAGUUGUUCUCUUAUAAUUAAGCGUUUAUAGAUAUAAAAAUUGCAUAGCAGUAGGGAUGAAGUCGUUGAUCGUGUUAAGUUUCGUUGGGUUUCUUCGUUUUAAAAAAAUUCGUGAAAUGUUCCUGAAACGUGCGCUGAAAUCUUACACAUUAAAAACAAAAAUCCGAUGUUCAAAGUAAGGCUACUCAAAGUUGAAUAUAGAAUAUCGGCACGUAUAACGAUGUGCUUCCGGUGAUCGAACGGUACUAAGAAAAUGAGGUUAAACAUUAUUGGUAAUGUUAAACUUUUCAGGUCACAAUAAACGGUCCAUAUACGUUAUAGGUAUAUAUUAGUUCCACGUUAUACCGAUAUCAUAUUUCGGUAGAUAUUCCAUGAAAUCAGUAACUACAUUUUUACAUAGAUUAAAAAAGUACUAAUUGUGAAAAUUUUAUUUUCAAAAUAUGCAGUACCAUAGAGAUUGUGUGCUCAUGUUAGAAAUUAAAUCGAACAGAUGUACUAUCGGUUCGUUAGUUUCUAGUUGUUUCUAUAUUUUGUUUUUGUACUUUCUUCAUUCUUGUUAAUCGCACAUUGACUUAUGACAAAAUGUCAAUAAUUCCCGCGUUUACGAUAAAAUCGUACGUUCGAUUAGGAAAAGCGUACAUUAUUAUUCCCAUCGCCAGCUUUGUACCGUAUGAUCGACGAUUAAAAUUAUUUUCAGUGUCUGCAGUACGGGAUCGUGACCUAAAUUAUUGCAAGCGCUAAUACAUAUUUUUUGCAUUAGAUGAUAAUAAUUGCAAAAUUCAUUCUACUUUUUUUUCAUUAAACGGUUCUUGCGACAUUUGUGGAUACCACUCGCUAGAGAAAUCUUCACGGUGCAUUCAUUAGAUUAGAGAUCACCCUUUGUAGUCUAAUAACCAUUUUAAUCAUGUCUAUAGAAACGUGAAUGGUUCUGAUAAAUAAUUAACCUAUUAACUGAAUGCAGUGUAAACUGAAAAUUUUUUCACCUUAUUAUGCUUUAUAGGUACCGAUAAUUCACAUGAAUAAAAGAAACGAUAACAUAUAUAAAAGUCUAAAUUAAGUAAUAUUUACUUAUUCAUAAUACUUACUUAUAAAUUAUACUUAUCUAUAAUAAGUAUUAACUUAUUAUAAAUAAUCAGCCAUGUCACUGCGUCACGCCAGAAAAAUUACUGAAAAUUCUCAACGCGAGAAUUGAUUGUAAUUUUAAUAAAUAAAUAAAUAAAAAAAAAACAAAAUAUAUAUAAAAGCGUUACAAGAUCUGACAAAUGUGUCAAUGGCCUACCACAAUAUGUACUACGAACCUAGGUAGGUACUGUGAAAAAGAAACACAAGUACCACAUAUUUUUUUUUUAUUAUUUAUUAAAAUUACAAUCAAUUCUCGCGUUGAGAAUGAGUACCACAUAUAUCAAUCAAUAUCGAAGAUGGUAUCUCACUGGGGGGUAGUCAUCCACAUGUUACUUACCAAUUAAGUUAGAAAAAUUUACCAAAUGUCCAGCUGGACAAAUUGUAAAGUUUAAAUUAAAUAAUAAAAAAAAAAAAAAAGAAAAAAGAAGUACCACAUACCAGUCUGUGAUUUACGGUCUGUAAAUUCCAUGCGCAUUGGUAGAAAUGUAACAUACAACGCGAUUUUUAUAAAAGUGAUGAAAAACAGAAGUAUCUUUCCAAUUUUAACAAAAUAUAUAUAAGUUUACACUUCUAUUGUGUGCAUAUAAUUAUUAAUUUGAAUUUAGGUAAAAACAACACUUAAUAAUGUAGUAGGUCUCAUUGUCAGCGGAAAUUGAAAACGAUUAAAACUAUCGAUCCUGCCUCUUUUAUCAGACUUCGAGAAAGAAAGAAUAAGCUAAAUAUUACCCGAUCCAUGUACUAACACUGUUUAUAACAUUCUAGAAAGCGUAUCUAUAUCCACACUUAUUCCGUAAUAUAUGCAUAGUUAACCCUCUGACUUACAAUUCCUGCACGUUAUCACACAAAUAUUUAUUAUCUACGAACGUUAUGCAAAACGUGUUAUUAUCACACCUUGAACCGUUAGGUAUCUGUGACAAAGAAAUUCCUUUCGUUGCUCGCUCGAAAAUCAUAUCAGGAGUAAAUAGGAGGUUGUUAUCAAAUGUUUGCCGUUUCCACCAUAUUUAUGCAAUUAUGCGUGUAAAGUAUAAUCACAUAUCGUGCACCUGCCUAGCAAGAAUGAACAGAUUAGCGCCUAUGACAUUACUUUCUAAUUCGCAUUCUAAGAAAUAAUCGCAUCUGAUUUCGAAUCGAUUAUAAACCAUAAGCCGGUAAUGAAGAACGGUGGGAUAAAACAUUAUAGUCCGUUAAAUUUCAAUUUAAAAAGUGAUGCCAAGCAUUUCCAACUUUCUUUCAGCUAAGUUCUAUUCUGUAAAGGGUUUUUAAAGUUUAAUCUUGCAUGAGAAAUUUCCUUCAUUAUUUUGCGUGGUUGAAAAAAUUUGGAAAUACAGUUACUAUAAUAAAAAAAAAAAAAGAUGUGUAAAUAUAAAAAAAAUAACAUAAUAAAUCUGAAAAUAUUAUAUAUUUAUAAUUUUGUAUUAAAGAUUAAUGAGAAUACGAAGAAAAAACUAUUUCUGAAGUGACCAAGCUUUCUGUUUGAUUCGUGCGCGUCUCCAGUGAAGCAGAGAAGUGAUUUCAGCGGGGCGAUGCACGAUAAGCAGUGCAAAUUUGUCAUGACGGUAGAACCGUGGUGAAAAAUUUACGCGUUAAAAUAUUAGCUUAGGGCUAAGAGUACGACGCCGUCCUUUUUUCGGCGCAAAAAUCUAUGUCUUUAAUGGAGGGGUUAGGUACGGUGUUGCAGGUCGUUUACCUAACAGCAAGUAAUAUGAGUAUAAAAGGACGGUCGAGUCGUGGCAGACGACUAUUUCGUUAAAAUACCUCACGAUGCAGCCGCGAACAUUCUGCUUUAUUGCCGUUUUCGUUGGUUACACCGUGUUUGUGUACUCCGCCCUCGGUACACCGGUCGCGGUCACAGAGGCAGCAACGUCGGAAGAACAAAAGAUUCUCCUCGAUUGUCAGCACUCGGAUUACAGAACCUACAUAAAAUGCCUGCGGAGGCAAAAGAGACAUCACCCCGUACAUGGGGAUUUCGAUCAUAAUUGUUUGGAGUCGUGCGUGAAGAAAUGCCAGACAGAACGCGCGGCAGAUUCAUGUGAAAAGAAAUGUGGUCACUGUUUGAAGAAAACAAAGCAUAAGCUUCAAAUAAUCACAGAAUACGAAAACGAGUGCGUUUCUGGAAAUUGCAACGAAACUAGUAAAAACAGCAAUCAUUCAGGAAAUACUAACUUCACCACAAAUAUCGAAAUCCAUAACGUUAUUGGCAAUGGAAGUGGAACGUGUUGUCCUACGUGUCGACCACCAGUUCCGUGUGGUUAUGAGCCCCCGUGCCCUCCACACAUAUGUCCUCCGUAUUGGAAUCCUCCUCGACCUUAUCCGCAGAUUACAGCACAGCCUUCUAUAGGAUUAGUCUUUCUACUAACGUUUGGAUGUCAAUAUACUAAUCAAUGGCCUUGCACCGAUCAAUAUAUAAGAAAUCCAAUAGGGCCAAUUGAUUGUUCAGGUUGUUUAUAUCCACAGAUUCAGACUAGGUGCGACGUGUCUUGUUAUAAUAUGGCGAUACACAAACAGUAUGGCGAUGGUGGCAUAAGUGGUACCCUCGGAUAAUAAGCAUAAAAACUUCAAUAGUAUGUUGUUACGGAGCUAUAACAGCUAUAAAAAUAGAAACAUAGAAACCAAAAUAUAAUACUUAUAAAUAUAUAAUGAAUAUAAAUAAAAUAUAAUUACAUUAAUUUAUGGUUUCUGUACUUUAA
Messenger RNA from Bombus huntii, 4319 nucleotides. RefSeq lists its product as uncharacterized. The record is from RefSeq and is a predicted model, not a curated record. Lineage: Eukaryota; Metazoa; Arthropoda; Insecta; Hymenoptera; Apidae. The coding region runs from base 3394 to 4173 and encodes 259 amino acids. The transcript is spliced from 5 exons.